This is a messenger RNA of Zerene cesonia (dogface butterfly), 2957 nucleotides long. RefSeq names its product zinc finger protein 691-like. Bases 291 to 1835 code for a protein of 514 amino acids. The record is from RefSeq and is a predicted model, not a curated record. NCBI's taxonomy places the organism in Eukaryota, Metazoa, Arthropoda, Insecta, Lepidoptera, Pieridae. The transcript is spliced from 10 exons. Gene Ontology annotation, molecular function: protein binding. Gene Ontology annotation, cellular component: nucleus. Gene Ontology annotation, biological process: regulation of transcription by RNA polymerase II.
CCUGCCGAGUGUGCCCGAAUCGCGACGUUAACCGUGGAUCGAUGAGAUAAACGCGCAACCCCGCUUUGCGUUAAAUCAAUACCAUAUCCAUCGAUUUUCACAGCCGCAGCCGCCGCACACCAAACUUGAGGGUCGCAAGCGGUGGUUGCGCGUGUUUUAUCAUUUAAAAUGUGUAAAGCUAAAAUUUGUGCUAAUAUUAUGUUCAUCUAGAUCACUCCUAUUGUUAAAGAAAUGUUCAUAAUAUUCUAGAUUCAGUGUGUUAUGAGAUGGUGUGAAUCUGAAGCGGCAAAAUGACGUCGACUGAUACGUAUCAGUUAAAAUGGCAUUCGCACAGUUCUCAUUUGAAUGGUUCUGUGGCGGCACUGCUUCGCUCGGAGAGAUUUACGGAUGUUGUUUUGUGCACGAUGGAUGGAUCACAAAUACCGGCACACAAGUUCAUCCUCAGUUCCUGCAGUGUGUACUUCAGCACGUUGUUCGAAGGCCAGCGGUCGGUGACGAGAAUGGGUGGCAUGCUGUAUGUUGUGCUGCCCUCGGAAAUAUCAACUAAGGCUCUAAAAAUUCUUGUAGAGUACAUGUAUAAAGGUGAAACUACAGUAUCUAAUGAGGUUUUAGAUAUUGUACUAAAGGCAGGGGAGGUUUUAAAAAUUAGGGGUCUGUGGCGACAGACAGAUGAAGUUGGCGGGGAUUCCACACCAGCCGAGAAGACCACUACAACCGCAACCACAGCAAACAAACAACCAGACAAAGCCAAAGAACCACCAAAAAUAACUUUAAAGAAGGAUGAUAAGUUACUCAAAGCUUUUAACCCUGUUCAAGGGCAGGGAACUAGACCAAUGUUCAUUGGACCACCGAAACUGGUGUUCAUCAAGACCAGUGAUGGCACCACCCAAGCUGCAAUACGGCCAGGUGUACCCAAGGGUCAAACAAUACUGGUUGCUCCAGCACCUUCAACAGAGACCACAUCUACUAUCACCAUGCCAACACCCACGGUUACUAUAGCAACAGAGGACACAAAUGAUGAUACUAUACCAACUAGAGUAUUGAGACGGAAUGCUACUGAACGAAAGUAUGGGAAGAAACAGAAGACUGAAGCUGAUGAUGGGAAGGAUGAUGACGCAGCAUCAACCAGUUCUAAGAAAUCAAACCAAAGCAGCACAGUGGAAGUGCAAGUGAAGGAGGAACCAGACUGGGACGCAAGCAGCAUUGAGGAAGAAGAGAGGUCCAUCGCAGAGAUGUUCCAAGCCGAGAUGAGUGUCAAGUCAGAGCCGUGUGACGAGGUUGAUGUGGAGGAAGAGGGUCUGCUAUACAGCCCGCUGUCGUGCGAGCUGUGCGCGGAGGUGUUCACGGUGCCGGCGGCGUGGGUGCGCCACGUGCAGGAGCACGCCGACAACGACGGCCAGCACGCGCGGAAGCGGAAGCGCCGCUCCGCCAGUGACGACACCGAGGAGACGACAGCGCUGCUCCGCUGCGACCUCUGCCAGAAGCACUUCCCCAACCCGGCGGAGUGGGUGCGACACAUACAGAGCACUCACACUGAGACUGAAUUGGCCAUAUCAAACAACAGUGCAGCACCAAAACGUCACAAUCGUUUCACAGACGGCGAGCAAAACAAGACGUGUGGACACUGCAAGAAGAACUUCCCAUCGCAUGCAUCCAUGCUCAUUCACAUGCGCACACACACAGGCGAGCGGCCGUUCGUGUGCGGGCUGUGCAACAAGGGGUUCAACGUGAAGUCGAACCUGCUGCGGCACCUGCGCACGCUGCACAACCACGUGGUGAGCCCCGCGCGGCUGCCCGACGAGCCCGGCCCGUCCGACCUCAAGCGGGAGGCCUGAGCCAGAGGAGGGGGGGCAGGUAGAGGGCGCGGCCGGCCACGCACCGCGUACACGCUAGCGAUGGCCGAGGCGAACCGGCGCGCCAACGACAAGAAGAAGGCCGACGCGAGUGCGCUGCGCAAACAGAGCUACUCGCUGUUCCUCAAGCAACGCGCGGUCCUCUUCUCUGCUAAGAAGUGGAAGUAGUGUCCGCAACGCGCUGCCCGCGACGCUUUAAACGUUCCAUAUUCGAAUUUGCCCUUAGUAAAAUUACUUUCAAUUUUGAACCCCUCACGUUCUUUUGUAUUCCUCUAUGUUUACCAUUAAUAAACGUUAUUUUGAGAUAUUCUUGGUAUCCGUCUACGAUGCGAUGGUCUUAAAAACAUCUUAUUCUGAUAAUUUAUGCAUGGUUCUCAGAAAGUGAAAAUCCUUCAGUUUUGAUUUCAUACAUUGCAUAUCAUUUUUCGUGAUUUACAUGUGGUUGGAAUUAAUAUAAUAAUUGUAUUUAAAGCGUCUCUUUUAGGGUAGCAAUGUGUUGCGACACUACAAGUCCUGCCCUUCCUCCUUUAGUUUUAUUAUUUUUAUAAGAGUGUAUUUAUUUUUUAUAACUAGUCUUUACUAGAUCUCAUUCUUUUAAUUAACGAUGUAAUUUUAAGUAAAACAUGUAGUCGUACAUACAAGCAAGUCUUAAGGAAUAUUCAUAGAUAAUUAAUAUGUAUUUCUCAUUACCACAACAUGUAGCUGAUAUUCAAAGUUAAUUUGAGAUUGUCUAUGGGUUCAUAACACAUACUAAAUAUUGUUCUUAGAAUAGUAAUCUACUUCAAACCGUAUUAUACUAUAGUAUGUUGGGUUUAACACACUUCAAUUCUUGUAAUAUUUAGUCAGUAUGUACCUAUAAAUGGAAAUAGUAUUGUAAGUUUUAAAACACCGUUGUACUUGCUUGUGAUUGACUAAAUUUAAUUGUAAUUUUGAAUAAAUAGGCUUUAGAAUAGAAGAAUAAUUUAUGUUGUAUACCUCUUGCAUUUAUAAAUUAAUUUAUUUCAUUUUAACAUUCCUUUUGUGUGAUACAGUACUGUAGUUGCGAUUUUAAUUUAUUUUAAAUACUCAUGUGUAACAUGGAGUCUGUAUUAAUGUUUGUACUAU